Messenger RNA from Parathielavia appendiculata, 1267 nucleotides. RefSeq lists its product as uncharacterized. The transcript is spliced from 2 exons. The coding region runs from base 292 to 969 and encodes 225 amino acids. Lineage: Eukaryota; Fungi; Ascomycota; Sordariomycetes; Sordariales; Chaetomiaceae. The record is from RefSeq and is a predicted model, not a curated record.
UGACACAAAUCCAGGGACACCGGCAGGUUGCCGAAGGGGCCAGGCCUCUUGCUGCAAGCCAUCUUGUCUCGCUAUGUCAUUGCGUAGUCCAAGGGCGGCGUUUUGUUGCCCAUCCACUCUCCAAUCAUCUUACACAGCCUCGGAGGUGCGUUCGAGUCCGAUCACCGCCGUCCACGCGUUCAGUGGGCCGCCGCGGCUGGGAGCAGCGAUGACUCUGCCCUGGACGGGAACCCGCACUGCAUUCCCGAUGCCCCGAGCGAGAGAUUCUCGUGCCAAAGCAAGGUUGUCUCGAUGAUGCUUCCAGCCAUCCGUUUCCUAGAGGACGAAAGCAUCUGCUUGGCUUGGUUUAAAGAGAGGGCCGUCGUCCCUAGCCGCCUCCCAAGACGUAGGUACCAUCACACUCGCUCAUCCAGAAACUUCACUGUACGAGGCGAUCAACAAUCUCUCCUCAAAAUGCAACUCCAAUCCUCCGUCUUCCUCUCCGCACUCGUGGCAGGCCUUGCCACGGCACAAGCGACCACCGACACCAUCGCCAUCACCGCCUCGAGCACAACCACGGCGAGCAGCAGCAGCACCAGCCUCUUCCUCCCGGGCAUCUCCUCCUCGUCGACAGCAACCGAUUCACUCACCACCACCACCACGACGCUCGCCACGUCCACCGCCCUCACCCACUCCACAACCACCCUCACGGGAACCGCAACCGCCACAGACCUGACACUCACCACCACCACCACCGGCGGCACUGGCACCGCCUCCUCCGCCGUGCAGGAAUCCCCCACCCCUUCCUCCUCGGACUCCUCUGGUGAUGACGAGCACAAAGACCACACCAGUGAGGGCGGCACAAAGUCCACCACCAACCGCCCGGCGAGCAGCCCAACCUCGCUCAACGGCGCCGCGGCGACUCAGGCUCGGUCCCAGUUUGGGGUGGCUGUGCUGGCGCUGGCCUUUGUCGCUGGAUUGGGGCUUUAAAACCAACCAAUGGUGAAGUCCCACUCCAUUCCGGUCGCGGUUCUUUUCCGGUCUACCUGCUUUAGGGGUUUCCUGUUGAAAGGGAGAGUGAAGUGGGGCUGUUGGGUGAGACAUUACAUUUGCGAUGGGAUGGUGGCUGGAAUGAGGGAGGGAGGGCCACCGCCACUUUGGGAAUUGGGGUUUUGGGUAUUGGUAUGGAAAAAGCUGGGUUAACUGUUUUGUCUUGUUGUUGCUGGUGAGGUUGGGAAAAGGGAAGCGGUAUGACGGCUGCUCAGGCAGUUGAUUGAAGAUCGUUAGC